Messenger RNA from Micropterus dolomieu (smallmouth bass), 1823 nucleotides. Its product is annotated as ETS1-related protein. Gene Ontology annotation, cellular component: nucleus. The coding region runs from base 69 to 1214 and encodes 381 amino acids. The record is from RefSeq and is a predicted model, not a curated record. The transcript has 8 exons. Gene Ontology annotation, molecular function: DNA-binding transcription factor activity, RNA polymerase II-specific; sequence-specific DNA binding. Gene Ontology annotation, biological process: cell differentiation; regulation of transcription by RNA polymerase II. NCBI's taxonomy places the organism in Eukaryota, Metazoa, Chordata, Actinopteri, Centrarchiformes, Centrarchidae.
UUGAAACGGUAAACAAAGUCUCUGCAUCUGGGAAAGAGCGACAAACAAAGAGAGCAGGAAAGAAGGAGAUGCACUGGGAGACUGUCAUCAAACCCGGAGACAGAAACACAGACCGCAAAGACUCGAAAAUAAAGAUGGAGGUUUGUCAGACUGGAUAUUACACAGAAGACUUCAGGACACAGGAAGUGCCAGCUGGCUUUGACUUUGCAUCUUAUGACUACCCUGGUGAAGACCUGUCUUUUCUGUUAGACAGCAAAACACCCGGACAGUACAUUACAGAGAGCAGCUACUGUCAGCCACCAAAAGUGUCUCACUCUUAUGACAUUAAAGUGAGUGCUAGCGACACUGGCCUCUUCAACCUGGACUCAUACCAGGAGUUCAACUGGUGGGCCUCAUAUCCACAUGCAGAUGGGCUGACUGUAGACCAGUCGCGAACUGGAUACCAGGAGUCUCCACAGACAUACCAGAGCCUGGUGACCCAGAACGGACAGUUCAGUCCGGCCGUAGAAAGCAGCCACAGCCCUUUUCUAACUGGAAAAGGAUCAAAUACAUUACAAAGUGAGACAGAUCAGAGCUACUCGUGCCACUCGGCUGAACUGUACGACUCUGACAGACAGAGGCAGUCGUCCUCCUUCUGGCCUGAAUAUUCGUCUCCCAGCUUCACUGCCCCCAUACCACACCCGCCUCUGUCCUCCUGCCCCUCAAACCACGGCCCUCUGUCCUCAGAGCAGUACUGCCCCCGUGUGGCCAAACGCAAAAACACACACCCGCAGAGGCCAGACAGGGAGGGCCAGAUGCCAGGAAUGUCAGCGUAUCCAGGUUCUGGUCCAAUCCAGCUGUGGCAGUUUUUACUGGAGUUACUUCUGGACUCUGCCUGCCGAACCUUCAUCUCCUGGACGGGAGAUGGCUGGGAGUUUAAGAUGUCUGACCCUACAGAGGUGGCCAAGCGCUGGGGCCAGUGCAAGAACAAACCCAAGAUGAACUAUGAGAAGCUGAGCCGUGGCCUGCGUUACUACUACCACAAGAACAUCAUCCACAAGACUGCAGGCAAACGCUACGUCUACCGAUUUGUCUGUGACGUGCAGGGCAUGCUGGGAAAGACAGCGCAGGAGGUCCUGACCAGUCUGAACGUUUUGCCCACAAACACAGAGACAUGGCAGUGUCCUGGGGGUGCGGCGUCGGAGCUCAGCAGUGAAACGUGGGCGUCACAGUAGAGAAAGGGUGCCAGGACUCUUAGUGCUGCUGGCUGAGAGUGAUCAGCACAUUUUAAAGGAGUACUACAGCCUACAAAGUCAACACUGACUCCUCAAGCCCCGGCUGAAGAGUAUCCUCACAGGGGGAUGUUGCUGCAGGCAGACCAGGAGUCCAUUUAUAAAUGCAGCAUUUCAGGGAGAAAAAGUAACCAGUUUUUAAAGAGAAUAUGUUGCUUUUUCUUAAAUAAUAGAUCAUACUUAAUACGUCCAGUACUUCCAAUACCUGACCCAAAAACAUAUAGCUCCUUAACCUCAGGGCUAAAUAACUGCUGCACAGGAACUAGCUCGGGGCAUUUUAAGCACUAUAUCAAUAGAUACUUUCUGCAAUUUCUGGGGCCAUUUUUUCAUGUGUUGUGUUUCUAAGAAGAAAUUGAUUUGUAAAUAGUGUGUAUAUUAUUUCCAUGUAGAAUUUUUUGCAUUUAUAUAUAUAUUUUUUUUUUCUAUGCAAAACUCAUGUCUACCUCCCUUGUUAAUCAGAAUAACAUAAACUGAGAUGAUUUUCAGUCACUCGCUGUGAAAGUUUUAGCCUGUGUGGUGAUGAUGUGUAAAUAAACUGUAUAUAAACAUGGA